AUGGCCUUCAUCCCCUCCGAGCAUGCGUUCCCUAUAAGAGUAAACGCCGUAGAACGCUUCAUCGACACCUCCGCCGCCGAAACCACCUUUUGGGAAGACGUCCGAGACGACCUGCAGCCCUGGACCCAUUCCAACCUCAACCCAGACCUUGCUCCCAUACGCGAAGGUUUCGGUUACGAAGUGCGACACUACUACAAGAGCCCGUCUGGCGAUGUUGAGAUAUUUCCAGGUGCCCAGGGUGUGAUUGUGGGUGUACCGCCGCCGGAUUGUGGUCAUGCUAGAGGCUAUGCAAAGGUCCAUGUUCCUGAACUCGACCAGGUCAAGAUCGUGCCGAUGGUCAUACUGCGGGCUGGCAAUGUUCACAUUGAGGAUCGCAAGUUGUACAACGAGAUCAUCAGUCGCCAAGGUAUACUCGCUUCGAAGAGUGGACAGCCGUUUGACCAGCUUGAUGUGGUUACUCAAGCGUACCUCCUGGCUAUGGCUGCGACCAACGUGGAGAAGUGUUAG
Messenger RNA from Alternaria incomplexa, 507 nucleotides. RefSeq lists its product as uncharacterized. Bases 1 to 507 code for a protein of 168 amino acids. Lineage: Eukaryota; Fungi; Ascomycota; Dothideomycetes; Pleosporales; Pleosporaceae. The record is from RefSeq and is a predicted model, not a curated record. The transcript has a single exon.